This is a messenger RNA of Impatiens glandulifera, 1372 nucleotides long. Its product is annotated as mitochondrial substrate carrier family protein B-like. Gene Ontology annotation, biological process: transmembrane transport. The transcript has 7 exons. The record is from RefSeq and is a predicted model, not a curated record. The coding region runs from base 241 to 1263 and encodes 340 amino acids. NCBI's taxonomy places the organism in Eukaryota, Viridiplantae, Streptophyta, Magnoliopsida, Ericales, Balsaminaceae.
UAGAAAGAUUUGCAGAAUAAAGAAAAGAAUAUACCAAUUCCAAUUAGGGUUUUACUUUCCCCCUUUCUCCACCCAUUCAUUCUGAAAAUCAAUCCAUAAACUUCAUCGUUUAUGAGUUCAGAAUCGCAUCUUCAUGCGUUGAUCUUAUUCAAUCUCUUCCUCGCCGUCUGAACGAAUCCUUCACAGGCCAAAACGACAACGAAUCGAAGGAGAUAAGUUUCGAGUUUGCUCUCUUCACAUAUGGAAGCUCGGGUCGGUGUCUCGAGCCAUAGUGGCGUCGUAGAAGGCAACACAAGGAAGUUAUUGCAGCCUCAUCAACAUCUGCGGUCCGUUCAACAUCCGCCUACAGUUCAGCAGCAAUCGCAUAUAGGUACGGUGCCCCAACUUCUUUCAGGAGGCAUUGCUGGUGCUUUUAGCAAGACCUGUACCGCGCCUCUAUCACGUCUCACCAUUCUCUUUCAGGUUCAAGGUAUGCACUCUGAUGCAACAGCACUUAGAAACGUUAGUAUGUGGCGCGAAGCAUUGCGUAUAGUUAAUGAAGAGGGUUUUCGAGCAUUCUGGAGAGGCAAUAUGGUUACAAUUGUUCAUCGCCUUCCUUAUUCAUCUGUCAAUUUUUAUUCAUACGAGCAUUACAAAACUUUUCUGAAAUCAUUACUUGCUGUUGAAAGUCAUCAAAGGAAUGUUGGCACAGAUGUCGGCGUGCAUUUUAUAGCUGGUGGCUUGGCAGGAAUGACCUCCGCUUCUACCACAUAUCCGUUGGAUCUUGUCAGGACUCGAUUAGCAGCUCAGAGAAAUACAAUGUACUAUAAGGGCAUUAGCCAUUCGCUUCAUACCAUUUGCAGGGAUGAAGGAUUUUGGGGACUGUACAAGGGUCUUGGAGCAACUCUACUGGGGGUUGGACCAAGUAUAGCAAUAAGCUUUUCGGUAUACGAGUCCUUGAGAUCUUAUUGGCAGUCUUCAAGGCCUCAAGAUUCUACAGUUUUGGUUAGUCUUGCCUGUGGCAGUCUUUCAGGCAUUGCAUCAUCGACAGCAACAUUUCCUUUAGACCUUGUGAGGCGAAGAAAACAGUUGGAAGGAGCUGCAGGACAACCGAGAAUAUACAAAACUGGUUUAUAUGGAAUUUUCAGCCAUAUAAUCCGUACAGAAGGGUUUCGAGGAUUAUAUAGGGGAAUUCUUCCUGAAUACUAUAAGGUUGUUCCUGGUGUAGGAAUCGCGUUCAUGACAUACGAGAGUCUGAAGAAGCUUCUGUCUACUUCUGAAUGAUUCAUUCAAUUGAAUUCAAUCAAUGACUCAUACUAUCAGUUUUGUAGUAAUUAAUUUAGAGGAUUCAAUCAAAUUUAACUUUUCAGAGUUAUUUUAAUUCACUUUAGUG